ACUUCUCAGAGGCAGGAAAUACUUUGCAGGCAAUCUGGGCCUGGUUGUGGAGGCCCCUCUCGCAAAACAUCAGUCUGCAUUUAGAAGACAGAAGUCACUAGGAACGCCUUGACGGGAUCCGGCUUUAGCUGAGGCUCCCUCCAGCUGCAGAGGGUGUUUUUGUUAGAAUCACCCACUGCCUGCGUAAGGAGAACUGCUUAGAAUAGAGCUGUGACCUCAGCCACGAAAUGUGAACUUAGAUUUGGGGGACGCUAACGGGACGGACUCCUCUCCUACCCUGGCUGGAACAGCAUCAUGUCUUGGCAGCACAGAAACUCCAGGUCCAGGCGACAAAAUGGCAGAACACGCUAGCUUCCUUGAUCCAUGAAUUCAAAACCAUCUUUCGUCAAGUUCCAUCCCCGGCAAGAGUCAUAUGGAAUGCAUCUCCUUGUCUGUUGUUAAGCUAUGGUGACAUGUCUGUAGCUAUCAGAAAAAGGAGCUGGGAAGAGCAUGUGACCCAACAGACUGAGCAGCCUUUUAAUUCUGAUGAGUAUGACAUAGCAUGUCAUCACGGACUGGCAUCCGACAGCUUGCAGGCAAGUAUGGAUAAAGAUGCAACCUUAAAUGCUGGCCAUAAAGAGAAGUGCGCCUCUCUGCCAGACUGCUGGUGUGGGCCAGAGCCCAGAGACUUUCCUGGGAGGCCAAUGGGUCAUAUUUCACAGGAAGUGGAUGAAAGAGGCAGCCAGGAAGGGGAGGGGCGGUUUCUGUCUCUGGAGGCCAGCACAGAAACUCUAGUACACAUUUCUGAUGAGGAAACUGAUUCUGAACUCCACCUUACCCAUGAUGCACAGAUUUUAACUCCCCAAACACAUGACAGAGAUGGCCAAUGUGGUGUCGACGGAGCGGGCUCCCUCAUGAAGACACUGUCCACUAUGCAAAGUAACCAAGAUUCACAUAACUCCUGGAGGAAGGCUAGUAUAGCCGAUACGUCUCCAGCAGAAGAAAGUGUGGGGAGGCAAGGUGCUGAUGCUGUAACUAAAAGCCUGGAGCUUUGUGAGGAUAUAAGUUCAAACGAAACAAAAGAUGUGCCCAAAGUAAGUACAUUCGAUUCUUUGAAUGUGGAAGAUGCCACACCUGAGACACAAUUGCUUAAUUCUGCGGUAAUUGCUCAGCAACGAAGGAAACCUGACUUUCCUAAAGAGGAACAGGAAAAAAAUCGCCCCGGCGUAGUAGAAGUGGAGUUCUUGGCUGCUCCUUAUGCAGACAGAGGGCUGCCAUUAUUAAAAGCAGAUUGCGGAAGCUGCCUUCUGCAGCCUCCUUCCUGUCCCGGUGGAAUGUCAGCAGAAAAUGACCUGGAGAGGAGUGGGCUCUCAGAACAUCAAAACAAAAGCCCUCUCAAGGUCAACACAGAAGAUGGCAUGCAGUGUUUACACUUAAGGGGCCCAGUGGCCACCCAGGAGACCAUAGACAAUCAAGUCAGACUGCGCAAGAGAAAGGAAACAAGGGAUGAUCGAGACAGAACGCGGCUGGACUCCAUGGUGCUGCUAAUCAUGAAACUGGACCAACUAGACCAAGACAUCGAGAAUGCCCUCAGCACUGCCUCUUCCCCAUCCAGCACCCCAACGAACCUGCAGCGGCAUGCCACUCAGGAUCUUGAAUCAGGAUCUGAAAGCGGAGCAGACAGUAUCUCAGUAAAUCAGACACAGGUGACUCUGUCUUCUAACCCUAACUCCACCGACCUAUCAUCCACUCCAGGGAGCAAUUCUGGAACCAAACCCAAGGCCAUGGCCGUUCCAUGUAUUGGAGAAAAGGAAAUGGCUGAAAUUGAAGCCAAAGAAGCUUGUGAUUGGCUGCGGGUAACUGGAUUCCCCCAGUAUGCACAGCUUUAUGAAGAUCUCCUGUUCCCUAUCGAUAUUUCUCUGGUCAAGAGAGAACAUGAUUUCUUGGACAGAGAUGCCAUUGAGGCCCUAUGCAGGCGACUGAAUACGUUAAACAAGUGCGCAGUGAUGAAGCUGGAGGUCAGCCCUCACCGGAAGCGAAGUGAGGACUCGGAUGAAGAUGAGCCUUGUGCAAUAAGUGGCAAGUGGACGUUUCAGAGGGACAGCAAGAGGUGGUCCCGGCUUGAAGAGUUUGAUGUCUUUUCUCCAAAGCACGACCCAAUCCCUGGGUCCCCUGACGACCCUCACUUGCGGAGCGCCACAAGCCACGAGAGCAUGCUCACAGACCUCAGUGAGCGCCAGGAGGUGUCCUCUGUCCGAAGCCUCAGCAGCACCAGCAGCGUCCCCACGCACGUGCCCCACAGUGGGGAUGCCGUGACACCCCGAACGAAUUCCGUCAUCAGCGUCUGCUCCUCCAGCCACUUCGUAGGCAACGAUGACUCUUUCUCCAGCCUCCCGUCCCCCAAGGAACUGUCCAGCUUCAGCUUCAGUAUGAAAGGCCACGAGAAAAACACCAAGUCUAAGACACGGAGCCUGCUGAAACGGAUGGAGAGCUUGAAGCUCAAGGGCUCCCACCACGGCAAGCACAAGGCGCCUUCGAAGCUGGGGUUGAUCAUCAGCGCUCCCAUUCUGCAGGAGGGGAUGGAUGAGGAGAAGCUGAAGCAGCUGAACUGCGUGGAGAUAUCAGCCCUCAAUGGCAACCACAUCAACGUGCCCAUGGUACGAAAAAGGAGUGUGUCCAACUCCACCCAGACCAGCAGUAGCAGCAGCCAGUCAGAGACCAGCAGUGCUGUCAGCACCCCGAGCCCAAUCACCAGGACACGGAGCCUCAGCACCUGUAACAAGCGGGUGGGCAUGUAUCUCGAGGGCUUCGACCCUUUCAGUCAGUCCGCCUUGAAUAACGUGACAGAGCAGAACUAUAAGAACCGGGAGAGCUACCCGGAGGACACAGUGUUCUACAUUCCGGAAGAUCACAAGCCUGGCACCUUCCCCAAGGCCCUCUCCAAUGGCAGUUUCUGUUCCUCGGGAAGCAGUUCUGUGAACUGGAGGACUGGAAGCUUCCAUGGCCCCGGCCACCUCAGCCUACGGAGAGAAAACAGCAGUGACAGUCCUAAGGAACUAAAGAGACGCAAUUCCUCCAGCUCGGUGAGCAGCCGCCUAAGCAUCUAUGACAACGUGCCGGGCUCCAUCCUGUAUUCCAGCUCGGGGGACCUGGCCGACCUAGAGAAUGAGGACAUCUUCCCUGAGCUGGAUGACAUUCUCUACCACGUGAAGGGGAUGCAGCGGAUAGUCAACCAGUGGUCUGAAAAGUUUUCCGAUGAGGGGGACUCGGACUCAGCCCUGGACUCCGUGUCUCCCUGCCCGUCGUCUCCAAAACAGAUACACCUGGACGUGGACCAUGACCGAAGGACACCCAGUGACCUGGACAGCACGGGCAACUCCCUCAACGAGCCUGAGGAGCCCACUGACAUCCCAGAAAGAAGGGACUCUGGGGUGGGGGCAUCCCUGACCAGGUGCAAAAGGCACAGACUGAGAUGGCACAGCUUCCAGAGCUCUCACCGGCCAAGCCUAAACUCUGUAUCUCUGCAGAUUAACUGUCAGUCUGUGGUCCAGAUGAACCUACUGCAGAAAUACUCACUCCUGAAACUGACAGCCCUGCUGGAGAAAUACACGCCUUCCAACAAGCAUGGCUUUAGCUGGGCCGUGCCCAAGUUCAUGAAAAGGAUCAAGGUUCCAGACUACAAAGACCGGAGCGUGUUUGGGGUCCCGCUGACUGUGAAUGUGCAGCGCUCAGGGCAGCCCCUGCCUCAGAGUAUCCAGCAGGCCAUGCGCUACCUCCGGAACCAUUGUCUGGACCAGGUUGGGCUCUUCAGAAAAUCGGGUGUCAAAUCCAGGAUUCAGGCGCUACGGCAGAUGAAUGAGAGUGCGGAAGACUAUGUCAACUACGAAGGCCAGUCCGCGUACGAUGUGGCAGACAUGCUAAAGCAAUACUUUCGAGAUCUUCCUGAGCCCCUCAUGACGAACAAACUCUCGGAAACCUUCCUGCAGAUCUACCAGUAUGUGCCCAAGGACCAGCGCCUCCAAGCUAUCAAGGCAGCCAUUAUGCUCCUGCCUGACGAGAACCGGGAAGUUCUCCAGACGCUUCUCUACUUCCUGAGCGACGUCACAGCGGCCGUGAAAGAAAACCAGAUGACUCCCACCAACCUGGCUGUGUGCUUAGCCCCUUCUCUCUUCCACCUCAACACCCUGAAGAGAGAGAAUUCUUCCCCAAGGGUCAUGCAAAGAAAACAGAGUUUGGGGAAACCAGACCAGAAAGAUCUGAAUGAAAACCUAGCUGCCACGCAAGGGCUGGCCCACAUGAUUGCUGAGUGCAAGAAGCUCUUCCAGGUUCCCGAGGAAAUGAGCCGAUGUCGAAACUCUUACACUGAGCAAGAGCUGAAGCCCCUCACACUGGAGGCCUUGGGACACUUGAGUAGUGACCAGCCUGCCGACUACAGACACUUCCUCCAGGACUGUGUGGAUGGCCUGUUUAAGGAGGUCAAAGAAAAGUUCAAAGGCUGGGUCAGCUACCCUACUUCUGAACAGGCCGAGCUGUCCUAUAAGAAGGUCAGUGAAGGGCCCCCGCUAAGGCUUUGGAGGUCAACCAUUGAAGUCCCUGCGGCACCCGAGGAGAUCUUAAAACGUCUCCUGAAAGAGCAGCACCUCUGGGACGUGGACCUGCUGGACUCGAAGGUGAUAGAAACCCUGGACAGCCAGACCGAAAUCUACCAGUACGUUCAAAACAGCAUGGCACCGCACCCUGCUCGGGACUACGUCGUGUUGAGGACCUGGAGGACUAACUUACCCAGGGGAGCCUGCGCCCUCUUACUCACCUCUGUGGAUCAUGACCGGGCACCUGUGGUGGGGGUGAGGGUUAAUGUGCUCCUGUCCAGAUAUUUGAUGGAACCCUGCGGGUCAGGAAAAUCCAAACUCACCUACAUGUGCCGAGCUGAUUUAAGGGGCCACAUGCCGGAGUGGUACACAAAAUCUUUUGGACAUUUGUGUGCAGCUGAGGUGGUAAAGAUCCGGGACUCCUUCAGUAAUCAGAACACUGAAACCAAGGAUACCAAAUCUAGGUGAUCACGGAGGCCAAGCACCUGAGUCUGCUGCCUGGGUGAUUGUUUCUAGAACCUUGUCAGUCCUCGGAGGAGUCCGUCUGGGUCUCGUUGACUAUAGCAAUUUGACGAGAUUCUGUUUUUUCAAAGCUGCUUCCUGUUUGUCUUAGGUCUAUGUUACAGACCUUGACUGGAUUAUAUAAGACUUGGGACGUGGGGUGGGGAGUACUUGUAUUAAUUCAGAUUGCUUCUGAGAAGCAAGAACUCUUUCGGCGCGUACGGGAAGAUGGUGGGGAGGAUGUCGUCCUCUCGCGACGUCAGCGCAUGUGUACCUAUGUAGUUUGUUUGCGGCGUGUUGAGGGACUGAUGUAUCCACUGGAAGGGUUGGUACUCGUUGACAGGUCUUGUCCCCGAGAUGAGCAGAGAACGGUUUGCACAGAGAAGCGUGAAUGUGUGUGUUGCUGGCUGAGUGGCACAGAUGGAGAGUUGGGACGCAGUGUCUGGCACACUGAGAUGCUCCGCAGGGGAUGCUGAUGCUUACACCAGGCUUAGCUCCACCUGGAGUACCCAGGGAUCUACCCAGAAGGGGAGCCCAGCUAGCCCCCUUCUCCCUCUCCCCCUAGGGUUUUGUGGUGGUGUUUUGGGAGGGGUUGGGUCUUCUUCUUGUUCUUCUUCUUGUUCUUCUUCUUGUUCUUCUUGUUCUUCUUCUUGUUCUUCUUGUUCUUGUUCUUGUUCUUCUCCUCCUCCUCCUCCUCCUCCUCCUCCUUCUCCUUCUCCUUCUUUCCUUUUCUUCAAACCUUUACUUUCCCAAAAACUAGAGUUUCCAACGACUGUAGUCUUAAGAAGCAUCCUCUCCACUCCCUUGACUGGCUCCAAAGGAAGGCUUUUAUUGACGUGAGAUGUCAAGGCCUAAUGCUAACAUCUACAAGCAAAGUACCAAAACUUUUUUUUUUUUUUUUUUUUUUUUUAGUUUCUGGGACUGGGAGUUGAACCCAGGGCCUUUUAUAUGCCAGGCAAGCACUCUACAGCGGACUUUAUCCCCAGCUCUGUUUUGAUCUUUUACUUUGAGACAGGAUCUUACCACAUUGCCCAGGCUGGUCUUGAACAACUAACUGACUGUAUAGCAGAGGCUCCUGUCUCAGUCCGUCUAAUAGCUGGGAUAAGAGGUGUUCAUCGACACUUUUUACCUGUUACAAUGCAUAGUAUUUUAUGCUUGUGACGUAAACUCUAAGAUAAACAAGGGAACACAGGGAAAUAUGUCCCCAUAGCGUUAACCCAAGCACAAGAGGCUUUUGAUUAUUGAUGAUUAUUGGUGUUAUUAGUGUUCCUGACAGCUACCGUGUGUGUGUAUUUUCAUUGGGUUUGUCCUCAUGAACAACUGGGUUUUCUAUUUGUUAUUUUUCUUCCAUUUCUUUUUUCUUUUCUCUCAUAAUGCCCUUGAACUGUAUUUUCGUAAUAAUGGGGGAUAGAAAUCUCAGUGAAAAACAGAUAGUGCAGGUGUGUUUGGAAGGGUUGUCUUUAUACAGGUUUUACUGUAAUGGUAAAGAUUGACUCAAGACAGUAUUAGUAAAUUUAUUUUGUAUGGAUCAAAAAAUGAAUAACAUAUGAAUGAGAGUCGAAGAAGGAUUUUUAUUUUGUUAUAACUUAGUUACCUUGUCAGUAUUAUUUCAGAGGUUCUUUGAAGAAUUGCGGGGGGGUCAGAGUAGAGUUUUAAAAUUUGAGUAUUUGAAUUAUCAGUGUUGCUUGUGAAGAUGUGCGUGUAUAUUCUAACUUCGUUGGCUUCUGGGUCUGUAAGAUUGUAUGCUGUAUAUACCAUUUUAUUGAGAAACAUGUACACAUGUCUGUCCACUGUGCUUUCAGACAUAGAUAAAGCAUGAUAAAGAUUAUUAUUUAAAAUGUACUUGUAUUUAUACCUCAGAUAUUCUUUUGGGUUUUGUACCUCAAGGUUCCCCUCUCCGCAUUGUAAAUACACUUACGUGAAUACAGUUAUAGUGAAAAAAAAGAGUAAAUAAAGGAAGAGGUUUAUAAUUUGCCCUAUAUCUGUACAGAGUAUAUUCAGUAAAUGCACUAUUAAAUGUUUAAAGUAAGGGAAAGAGUCUGGCCUGCAUUCUGCAUUGCAUCUUCCUCCGCCCUUAGAAGCAGGGAUUGCAAAGCAGAGCGGCCCAGUGCCAACCGAAAUCCAAAGAUACAUUGCCUGAAAGAAAAAUUGGAUGACGAAUCAUUCCAAGGCCAAGCUGCGACUGAGCCACUCACCCACAAACAGGAAACCCUGGUGAAGGUUCAGGAAGCCUGGAGAUUCUCUCCACACCAAGGUCAGACACGAUGCUGAGAAUUUACGAGAAAGGAGCAGCAGCAAUGGGACAAUUCUUAGAAGCAAAGUCAAGGUCACUGAUUACUCCGCAAAAGGUCUCUUUCCCAUGUUGAACUUUCCUGUUGAAGGGAUUCCUUACGUCUGGCCGGAGAAGAAUUCAGAGUGCCUCGGGACUGUCUAAGAACUAGGCUUACAUCGAGUAACAUCCCACAACUUGUCCAUGUGAGUCUUGGUCUAGAUUGUGAGUUCUUCAAGGGCAGGCGCAUCUCCAGCACACCUUUGUAAUCCUCUACAGCAGCUUUCAGUGUUUUGUACUUGUAGACACCUAAUAAAUUUAUCAUUUGCUAAAAAAACA
Molecule: messenger RNA, 7677 nt
Organism: Mesocricetus auratus (golden hamster)
Lineage: Eukaryota; Metazoa; Chordata; Mammalia; Rodentia; Cricetidae
Gene: Dlc1
Product: DLC1 Rho GTPase activating protein
Exons: 18
Coding region: 453-5036 (1527 amino acids)
Biological process (GO): signal transduction; actin cytoskeleton organization; regulation of Rho protein signal transduction
Cellular component (GO): membrane raft; focal adhesion
Molecular function (GO): protein binding; lipid binding; GTPase activator activity
Source: RefSeq, a predicted model, not a curated record